AUGGAGCCACUACCUCAGCCAGCUUGGAAAUUUGACUUUACCAUUUCUAACAAGCAAAUGGUGUCCAAGUACCGGGCCAGAGCUCAUACAUUCUGCGUUCUGCGGUACGAUAUAACAUUACGGAUCGAGCUAUCAUGGAAACGUGCUGCUGUAUCUGGCGGUUGCGCUAGUGGUUGGUAUCCGGGAAUUUGGGCACAGUCGCCAACGAAACAGCUGACAGCGAAGAAACCCUCCCGCUUCUAG
Colletotrichum destructivum is the source of this 243-nucleotide messenger RNA. RefSeq lists its product as uncharacterized. Lineage: Eukaryota; Fungi; Ascomycota; Sordariomycetes; Glomerellales; Glomerellaceae. The transcript has 2 exons. The record is from RefSeq and is a predicted model, not a curated record. The coding region runs from base 1 to 243 and encodes 80 amino acids.